This is a messenger RNA of Diversispora eburnea, 286 nucleotides long. Lineage: Eukaryota; Fungi; Glomeromycota; Glomeromycetes; Diversisporales; Diversisporaceae. The record is from the annotation of a GenBank genome assembly.
AUGGCUAAGGAAAAAGCUGUAAAAACUUCCUCCAGUGGAGGAAAAACUAAGAAAAAGAAAUGGUCUAAAGGAAAAGUCAAAGAAAAAGCCAAUAAUGCUGUUGUUCUUGAAAAAGCCACCUACGAUAAAUUAUUUAAAGAUGUACCUUCCUAUAAACUUAUAACUCCUUCAGUAUUAGUUGAUAGGCUUCACGUCAAUGGUUCUCUUGCAAGAGUUGCAAUUCGUGAAUUGGAAGAUAAAGGUUUAAUCCGAAAAAUUUCUAGCCAUGGUUCGCAACUUAUUUAUA